AUGCUGCAACGCCUUUUUAUUAGCAUUGGGUGGGCUUGGGCGAUACGCAUCCUUGGGUUCAUCUGCCUUGCUCUGUGCAUCGCGGCCAACUUCCUCAUCCGCUCCCGUCUCCCACCCGCCGAGAAUGCAAAGAUUCAUCCGGACUACCGUGUGUUCAAGAACAAAGCCUUUGCAUACACAACGGUCGCCGUGUUCCUGCUCGAGCUCGCACUCUUCAUCCCGCUGACCUACAUCUCGUCGUACACGCUCCACCAGGGUUUCAGCUCGGCGUUCUCCUUCCAGAUCGUGCCUGUGCUCAACGCAGCGUCCGUCUUUGGUCGUGCCCUGCCGGGCUACUGGGCUGACAAGAUCGGCCCCUUCAACUCCAAUAUGUUGAUGAUCCUGCUCUCUGCCAUUUCUUGUUUGGCUGUCUGGCUGCCCGCGGGCGGCUCCACCGCCGGCCUCGUCGUCUUCGCUGUUGUGUUCGGCUUCGCAAGCGGGAGCAGCAUCGGUCUGAUACCCGUGUGCAUCGGGCGACUGUGCAGGACGCAGGAGUAUGGGCGGUACUACGCCACGUGCUACACCAUCGUGGCGGUCGCGUGUCUCGUGGGCGUGCCGAUUGGCGGCAACAUCAUGAAGUCGAACAACGGGGACUACUGGGGCGUGAUUGUAUUCACGGGAGUGGUGUACAUGGGCUCGUUUGCGACAUUCAUGGCGGCAAAGGUGUCGCAGGUCGGAUGGAACAUGCGGGCGGUCUUCUAG
Molecule: messenger RNA, 741 nt
Organism: Phaeoacremonium minimum UCRPA7
Lineage: Eukaryota; Fungi; Ascomycota; Sordariomycetes; Togniniales; Togniniaceae
Product: putative riboflavin transporter mch5 protein
Exons: 1
Coding region: 1-741 (246 amino acids)
Biological process (GO): transmembrane transport
Cellular component (GO): fungal-type vacuole membrane
Molecular function (GO): transmembrane transporter activity
Source: RefSeq, a predicted model, not a curated record